Phragmites australis (common reed) is the source of this 1445-nucleotide messenger RNA. Its product is annotated as probable glycosyltransferase 4. NCBI's taxonomy places the organism in Eukaryota, Viridiplantae, Streptophyta, Magnoliopsida, Poales, Poaceae. Gene Ontology annotation, molecular function: UDP-xylosyltransferase activity; xyloglucan 6-xylosyltransferase activity; hexosyltransferase activity. The transcript has a single exon. Gene Ontology annotation, biological process: xyloglucan biosynthetic process. The record is from RefSeq and is a predicted model, not a curated record. Bases 129 to 1445 code for a protein of 438 amino acids. Gene Ontology annotation, cellular component: endosome; trans-Golgi network; membrane.
GAUGGCAGCCGGCGCGCAUUGUAUCGACGACCAAAACAACGAAACUUCCAAAACCCAACGCGUCCAUGUGUCUCAAUUACUAGGCAUCUCCAGCGGAGGUGCUUCGAGAGGUACGUGCACCGUCGACAAUGUCGGCGCAAGCCGACCGGCGAGCCCGGCAGCAACGGCUGCUCCCCGUCCCGAUCAUCCCCGUCGUCCUCUUCCUUGUCGCGCCAUGCGCGCUCUUCUUGUUCACGUCGCCCAACUUGGCGCUCCCCCGCAUCCGCAUCGAGUACGGCCGCCGCGACGGCGACGCUCCCUCUAGCGCGCCCACGAACGAGCCGCCACCGUCAAUGUCACCUUCUCCGGCUGCGGGGGUCGACAGAGACCAGGAGCAACGGCUCCCGCCGCUGCGCCAGCUGACGGACCGGCCGUAUUCGCUCGGUCUGGCCGUGUCGAACUACGACGACCGCCGGGCCAAAUGGCUCCGCCACCACCCGCAGUUCCCGGCCUUCGUCGCUCCGGGGAGGCCACGGGUGCUCGUGGUCACCGGGUCCUCGCCGGGCCGGUGCGGGGACACGUACGGCGAUCACUUGCUUCUCCGCGCGUUCAAGAACAAGGUGGACUACUGCCGCGUGCACGGCUUCGACGUCUUCUACAGCAACGCGGUUCUCGACGCCGAGCUGUCGGGGUUCUGGACCAAGCUGCCGCUGUUGCGCACGCUGAUGCUCGCGCACCCGGAGGCCGAGCUCCUCUGGUGGGUGGACUCCGACGUGGUGUUCACCGACAUGCUGUUCGAGCCGCCGUGGGGCAAGUACGCGCGCCACAACCUCUUGCUCCACGGCUGGGACGAGAAGGUGUAUGCCGCCAAGAGCUGGCUCGGCAUCAACGCCGGCAGCUUCGUCAUCCGCAACUGCCAGUGGUCGCUCGACCUGCUGGACGCGUGGUCGCGCAUGGGGCCGCGUGGCCCCGUGCGGGACAGCUACGGGAAGGUCCUCGCCGAGACGCUCUCCGACCGGCCCCCGUACGAAGCCGACGACCAGUCGGCGCUCGUCUACCUGCUCGUUACACAGCGCGGGAGGUGGGGCGAGAAGACAUUCCUCGAGAGUUCUUACAGCCUGCACGGCUACUGGGUGGGGAUCGUGGACAGGUACGAGGAGAUGCGGCGCAAGUGGGCGCCGGGGCUCGGCGACGGCCGGUGGCCUCUGGUGACGCACUUCGUCGGGUGCAAGCCGUGCGGGGGGCAGUACGCGAGCUACGACGAAGCGCGGUGCCGGCGCGGCAUGGAACGGGCGUUCAGCUUCGCCGACGACCAGAUACUGAGGCUGUACGGGUUCGAGCACGAGUCGCUCAACACCACCGUCGUGCGGCGCGUCCGGAAUGAGACCGGCGGACCGCUGGACGCGGACGACGAGGAGCUCGCCCGGCUCUUGCACCCGACGUUCAGGGCUGCCAAGCCCAUGUAG